Molecule: messenger RNA, 2598 nt
Organism: Rhinolophus ferrumequinum (greater horseshoe bat)
Lineage: Eukaryota; Metazoa; Chordata; Mammalia; Chiroptera; Rhinolophidae
Gene: ARL14
Product: ADP ribosylation factor like GTPase 14
Exons: 1
Coding region: 153-728 (191 amino acids)
Biological process (GO): intracellular protein transport; vesicle-mediated transport
Cellular component (GO): cytoplasm
Molecular function (GO): GTP binding; GTPase activity
Source: RefSeq, a predicted model, not a curated record
CUACAACAUAAAUGCACACCAGUUCCUCUUCUUAGAAUACAAUAUGAAGCAUUUGCUCUCUUCUUUCCUCCUAACAUUUUCAUGCAAGACCAGGGGAGGAAACAUUGUCUCUGGCCAAAAGGAAAAAGUCUUUCAAGGAAAAAGAGCCUGAAAUGGGUCUGUUGAGUUCUAAAAACCCUAAAGCCAAGCAAGCCCAAAUUCUUCUUCUGGGGCUGGACUAUGCUGGGAAGUCUACUCUCCUUUAUAAAUUAAAGCUUGCUAAGGAUAUUGUGACCAUCCCGACAGUAGGUUUCAAUGUGGAGACGCUCGAGUGGGAAAAGAGUCUUUCCCUCACGGUCUGGGACGUUGGAGGACAGACCAGAAUGAGGAGCGUGUGGGGCUACUACUGUGAGCACACCGAUGGGCUGGUGUACGUGGUGGACAGCACCGACAAGCAGCGGCUGGAGGACUCCAGGAGGGAGUUUGAGCACAUUUUGAAGAAUGAACACAUUAAAAAUGUGCCUGUUGUCCUGUUAGCCAACAAACAAGAUGUGCCUGGAGCUCUGACUGCUGAGGAUAUCACCAGAAUGUUCAAAGUGAAGAAGCUCUGCUGUAACCGGAACUGGUACGUGCAGCCCUGCUGUGCCAUCACCGGGGAGGGGCUGACCGAGGGGCUCAGGAAAGUCACCGAAUUCGUGAAAAGCCACAUGAAAUCAAGAGACACUUUAUCACUCUUUAAGCAGAACUAAGGGCUGUACAGUGAAAGAGACAUUGAUGGAGUUGAAAGGGUAAUUUUUUUUCUGUGCCUGGUGAGAAAGUUGCUGAGAUUUGAAAAUCUUUUCCUGAGAUGUUAUGUCACCCACAUUCAAAGAACUCAAAAUAAUAUCAAUAUUAUUUUUAGCCAGACACUUUAGCAACUAUGUGAUAAUGAUGAUUGAGAAUUAAAAAUGUAAUAUUUUGUGCAUGUUGGAUGGUUCAGAAUAAUCAUAUUUGGGACCAAAUAAAUUAUUGCUUUAUUAUUUUUAUAUGACUACUGGAACAUUUGAAGGAAACUGUCUGCUAACAGAGUCACAAUCCUUUCAGAUUGUUUUCGGCUGUCACAGGUAUGCAAUUUCCACUGCACUCAUAUGUAACAGCUGAGUGGUGAAAAAAAUGAACUUUAAAUUAUGGAGAGGAAAAAGGUGGAUGUGACCAUUUUGUAAACCCCUAUUUAUCCUCUAUAUAAAGUUUCUCUUCCGGAUUCCUGCCAGCUUUUUGAAAUCUACUGCUGGGAACUUCCUACAAUGAAUCAAACAAUGAACUCCAGGCUGUUAGUUGCCCAGAGGCUGUGUUUUUCCACAGGGAGAGAAGUUUGUAUCUUAAGACUCUGGGGAUCAGAGUAGCACCUUAGAGGUUAGGGUAAGGUCUGGGAUUACGGCUCAGCUUGAGGCCACAGCCCCAAGACCAGCUUUACUAAAAUUCAAUGUAACAGUCAUUGCUUGGGAACUAUGUAUGGCUCACGGUACUGAUCAAACAGGAACCAGAGCUAGACUUUGCUCUUGCCGUUUACUGAGGGAAACAUGAAGCUAGUAGUUAGAAUACGGCAGUAAGUGCUGUGUGCUACAACAAGAGAGACUCUUUCCGACCUGGAAAGACAGGAGGUGCUUUACGCAGGAGAGGGUGUUUAAGAGGAUCCUCAAUGUCUCAUGAAGCUACGGGUUAGUCACUGGAAGUUCCCAUCACUACGAGGCUCUCUGACAUGCUGUGGGGGAGGGCAGGAGGAGAGAAGGAAGUAGAGAGUGAGUCGGAAUUCCCCUGAGAGGCUCAGAACUCCAGGGAGGCCCUGGUACUAACUCUUUCCUCCUACACUACCUCCAACAAGGCUCAUUGGAGCUAGAAGCAGGUUUCCAGCCUCCACAGCAGCCCCUGAGACUCACAGAGGAAAAUAAAGGUAUAAUAAACCAGGGAUGCCAGCCACUGGUUCUCUUCUCUCAUCUUAGACAUGAUUUGUUCAGCAAAGAUCUGAGCAGCUACUUCUGUGCUACACGAUAGAGAUUCACACAUUAUAAUAAAGUCGAUAUACACAUAAUAAUAAUUACCAUUGGUUGAAUACUUGUGUGUGCCAGGUAUACUAAACACUUUCAUACAUCUUCUCAUUUAAAGUUCAUAACUGCCUUGAGAGGAAUAGGCAUUAUUUUCUCAAUUUUAUAGAUGAAGAGUACUGAGACUAAACAAGGUUAAACAAUAAUAACAAACACACACACACACACACACACACACACACACACAAGACCUGGUCUUUUAGCUGAGGAGUGGCAGAGCCAAGAUUCAAACUUACGUGUGCCUGAUUUUAAGACUUGUUCUGUUAAUUGCCAUGAUAUUGUUUUAUAAAUAAGAUAUGGUUUCUGUCUUCAAUGAACUUAUAGCAUACAAUUAAGAAUAAAUCCAGGUUAAAUUAAAAAUAGAACUACCAUGUGAUCCAGCAAUCCCACUUUUGGGUAUAUAUCCAAAAGAGACUAAAUCACUGUUUUGAAGAGUUAUCUGUACCCCCAUGUUCAUUGCAGCGUAAUUUACAACAGCCAAGACAUGGAAACAACCUAAGAGUGAGUUGACGGAUGAAUAAAGAAAAUAUGAUAUGUA